This is a messenger RNA of Scophthalmus maximus (turbot), 2104 nucleotides long. It is a transcript of the gene rerg, whose product is annotated as RAS-like, estrogen-regulated, growth inhibitor. The transcript is spliced from 5 exons. NCBI's taxonomy places the organism in Eukaryota, Metazoa, Chordata, Actinopteri, Pleuronectiformes, Scophthalmidae. Bases 439 to 1041 code for a protein of 200 amino acids. The record is from RefSeq and is a predicted model, not a curated record. Gene Ontology annotation, molecular function: GTPase activity; GTP binding.
CCAGCGGCAUGCAGCGGCAGCCCGGUCAGAGGCGGGAGGGUGUCGGGAACUCCAGCAGCUCCGCUCCGUAUAUUUCCACUGACCGUCCGUUUCAGAGAGUCAUUCACCCGAGUCAGAGCCGCCGUUCGGGUCUGUCCGGACACGACCAGCGCUUUCGUCCGCCUCUCUGUCGGUCCGUCCACAUCCAGCUGCACACAUCUCUCUCUCCUUCCAUCCAGCGGUACGCUGCGCUGCGUCCACAUCUGCGUCCGGGAAGGACAAAAACGCGUCAUUUUUGGAUCCAACUUUUUCCUCCUCCUUUGAAAUUCCUCUACGGAUUCGCGUCUCAUCACCGGGACACUGUGACGGCAUUCAGCGGUCUCUGACGCUGCAGGAUGGAUGGCUGACCAAGGAGCUCACUGAUUGGCUCGCCGAGCAUUUCUGAUCGCAGCUGCUGUGAUGGCCAAAAGCCCAGAGGUGAAGCUGGCCGUCUUCGGCAGAGCGGGGGUGGGCAAGUCAGCUUUGGUGGUGAGAUUUCUAACCAGACGCUUCAUCUGGGAGUACGACCCGACACUUGAGUCCACAUAUCGGCAUCAAGCCAACAUUGAUGAUGAGGUUGUUACCAUGGAGAUCCUGGACACUGCAGGGCAGGAGGACAUUCAGCAGAAGGAGGGUCACAUGCGUUGGGGCGAUGGAUUCGUCAUCGUGUAUGACAUAACGGACCGGGGAAGCUUUGAGGAGGUGGCGCCGCUCCGGAGUCUUCUAGAGGAGGUGAAGAAGCCAAAGAAUGUCCCUCUUGUCCUGGUGGGCAACAAGUCAGACAUGGACCAUGUCCGGCAGGUCGGCACAGAGGAAGGCGAGCGGCUGGCGGCUGAAAUGGCGUGCGCCUUCUACGAAUGUUCAGCAUGCGCCGAUGAGGGUGGCGCAGUGGCCGAGGCUUUCCAUGAGCUCUGCCGCGAGGUGAGGCGCCGCAAGGCAGUGCAGGGCAAGGCCAGGCGCCGCAGCUCCACCACACACGUCAAACAGGCCAUCAACAAGAUGCUGACCAAGAUCAGCAGCUAGAGGAGAGCCUCACUAUCGUCUGACGGAACAACAGGAGAGAAGCUGAUGUUUUGUUCUGUAAAUGUUUCAAAUUUUGGCUACAAAAUGGACGAUAUGUGACUGAUUCAAUGUGGAAUUUGUUCUUCACUUGUUCUAUGAUCAUGUUCCAUCAAAACAUCCCAAAUGCAAUGUCUCUUCAUUGCACUCUUCAAAAGGUAAAUGAUGAGCUGGGAGCCUGACAGAGUGUAUCUUGCCCAAACAUUUGCACUCAUUUGGAUCAAAAUAAUACUGGAUACUGGUGAGUUUCAUGAUGAAUCAUUAAUAUGGUACGGUUCUCACCGCAUUUUGUUUUCCCACCCUCUCAUUUAACUCUUAAAAUCAAUAAAUAAGCCAGAGGACAGUCUGAAACUUGCGCAUGCAAGCCGUCUCUCUUAGCAUGCGACGCAUCCAAGCUUUCGGAUGAGAAGAUUUGUAGUUUCCUCUCUGUUUCUUGUCUGUAGGGGGAUAUUGUGAUGUGCUUUGGCCCGCGUCUUUAACUGUUCUGUCAGUAAAAAAAAGCAAGAUCAGAAAACUACUAGUAAAGUAGAUCCCCUAUCCGUCACACAUUUCAACCCUGAAUAAUCACCAGAGUUGUCAAUGCCCGUCUGAACCUUGUGACAAAGUCUACCGUGUUCUGCCGACAUGGAUUGUGGCUCCCUGUGUUUGUCCACGAUAUGUGAACUCAAGAUCUUUUUCCUCAAGGAACCAAGGCACAAGGUCAUAACAUGUCAAGCUCACUUUUUGUGCAGUUUUCUGUGAACCUACGAAAAAGGAGCCAUCUCCAUCCAUCCAUCCAUCCUUACAUGGCCACAUUCCAGGGAUGCUCUUCAUGGCUGUAAUGUUAAUACUGUAAACUACAGCAUGUGUGAUAUAGUAUAUUGCCUUAAGCACUACUGUCUCUUAGGUGUGUACAGAACCCAAAUAAAUCUACAAUGGUUCAUAUUGUCUGUGUUGAAAUGUAAUAUCUGUAUCUUUAUAAACUAUGUGACCCGUCUCUGGAUAAAACAACCAGCUGUGCCCUUGCAAUUAAAGACAGAGAAAUAUC